AAAAAAAAAAAAAUAGUAGGAACACACAGAUUAAAAAAUUUAGGCCAAUGUUGACGUCCGAUAUUUUUCCAUUGUUGGAAAUUCCUCCUAACUUUAUAGUUCACUCUGAAAUCAUCUGAACCUGAUAUGAGCGUUUAUAUCAGGUGAAUAAAUAGACCAUUGGUGAAACAACUAUCAUAAUCACUGAGUAUGAAGUCAAUAAUCACCUCAUCAGCAAUAAAUACAAACUACAACUAAACGAUAAAACAGAAUCAAAUAUAGAGGCAAUAAAAAUUAUAAAAGCUAACAACCUUUCUUUGUAUUUUACUGAAAUAGGACACAACGAGAAGAAAAGUGUUCUAAGCAAUGGUUAAAAAUGAUUAGUGUUCUGACCGGUGCUCAGAACAAGGUUAGGCGUUUCCAUGAGCAACAUUCUAAUUUUCUAUUAACUUUUAACAGAGCAGGGUUUUUCGGGGUUUCGGGGUUUUUUACCCUCAAACCCAAACUGACCAUGACUCAGACUGGUGGCAGGAAAAAUGGUCUGAAAUGUUGAUGGAGUUCCAGGUCAUUAUUGAUCAAAUGCAAACCGUUUCCAUGUCGCUUCAAACCCAACCGUGAAAACAAAGAGCUUUACUUCCUGCUUUGCCCGACUAGGACAGGUUCUGCUUGUUGCCUGGUCCAGAAGCGGAGCAUGUCCAGGAUCUCAGCUUGUAGGUGCAUCACUGAGAACAAGAGUUUGUCUCUAAGACUAAGAAGACUGAUAUUAUUGUUUGUUAUUCUGGAUGAUAGAACGGAAAUUUGGAAAAUGUUCACUUCAUUCAAAGUCCUCUUUCUUUCAUAUUAGUUAACUAUAUGUGAGUCAGCCAAUACAUACAUUUUAACACUUUAAAAUGAAACGCUUUUUUUCAACCAGAGUCUUUAUAUUCACGCGUUUCUGGUACAUCCGUAAAUCUGACGCACAUGCGACGUUCACUAACAACAGCGAUGGAUUUUACUUCAAAACAUAAUCUGAUGUGACACUGGAAAAGACUGUUUUUGUGUUCUAGUUGGGCUAACAGUAAUUAGCCAGCUAUUCAGCGAAGCUAUUCAGGCCUAAAGUAGCAUGUCAAUGCUAACCAUGUAGCAGAAACACAUUCGUCCCCAAAUCCAACGUCAGCGUCCAGAGUUCACAUUUCUAAAGAGGUUCCAUGAAUGAUCAGAUUCAGAUUUAACCGUUUUCAAUAUUGUGUCCAUUUGAAAACCUUCAUCUUGGCUAUGCUAGGUGGCGCUCAAGUUCACUGGUCCCACAGAGAGCAGAGUUCAUGGUUACAUCAAUUUACAGCACAUUGUCCGGGUACUGAAGCAGCAAAGCAGCCCCAGCGUGAUGCACUGGGGCUGCCACUACCAUGUUUGACUUUAGGUACGAUGUUCUGUUUUUGGCAUAAAUUCAACAACUGUAUAGUUUGCUUUGCUGUGCAAUGACUUUGUGCCUUGAAUUCUCCUAUUGAGGCCAUUUUUGCCCAGAUUCUUGUUGAAUCAAACACGGCAACCUUAACUGACCCCUGCAGUGCUUCAGAUGUGCUUUUUUUUAUUUUUAUGACCCCCUGGAUGAAUUGUUGAUGUGCUUUUUUAGUAAUAUUAGUUGGCUGGUCAACUCUUGGAAGACUCCCCACUGUUUCAUGUUUUCUCCAUUUGCGGAUAAUAGUUUUCACUCUGAUUCACUGGAGUCCCAAAACCGAAGACAUUCCUUUGGUACCCAUUUCAGACCAACAGAUUUCAAUGAAUUUGUUCAAUGAUUUCAUUGAACAGAUGAAAUCAUUCAAUGAAAUAAUUUAAUUUCAUUGAAUCAAAUGAAAUCAAUAAAUAGAUCAAUAAAUUUGUAUCUAUUUUCUAUAGAUCAACAUUUUCUAGAGAAAAUAGAUCAAAAUUGGAGGUGUUACUUUUUGAGAUUUGUUUAACCAUCUUAAUGUUGUCGAGACACAUUACCGAUUCUACAGAUCUUGUCUGGUUAUGGCUGGUAGAAUGUAAGUAAUUCUUUUCACAGAUCAGAUCUAAAAUAUUCAGAGGGAAAUGCAACUUGGAGCGUUCAAACACAUAAGUGCAAUGCUACUUGACAUGCUAUUGGUGGAGCCAAUCCAGGGAUGCCAUUUUGUUUCCCUUGGUGCUGAUUGGCAGAACCCCCGAGAGCAGAGACCUGGAGGUCUGCAUAUGUUAGCGUCUGUGGUACUGCUAAGAUUAUUUUCCAUUGUGUGUAUUAUCACAUACUGAGGUAAAUUUGGUGCUGAAACUUCUAAAAUAGACAGAAGUGUUUUUAGAUUUUAGAUAAAUGCUGGAGUCUACAAGCCCUGCAAAGACCAGAGAUCCACUGUAUGUGAUGGAAGACUAAAAAUAAGUUAAUAAAUACAAACUAGUUUGUGAGCCGUAGUGUAGCAGAGAGCAGGGGGGAGGAGGCGAGUCUGUAGAGAUCACCCAAUGAGGGAGCAGAGCCCACCUGGAUGUGGGGUACAAACAAAUAUUUCCACAGGAGCCUGCAGAUGAACCGAGUGGACGGUUUACGUUUCACACUGAACACGACGAAGACACCACCUAACUGAUUGGUUUGGGUCCAAAUGACAAUCAUUAACUCUGCUCUUUUUUAAUCAUAAUUAGAAAUGGACCAGAUAAAAAAUAUGAUAACACAAACAUGGAGCAAUAAAACAGCAGACUAUAAUAAGGCGCCACCCUUCUGCAUUCAUCAUAUCCUCCAGGCUUCCUCUGGGCAGUGAUCCACUGCAGUUGGUUGGUGAAAUUUCAGUUCAGAACCUCUGAUAUUUUGCAGCCUCAUGUUGUUUAGCUGAUUUGAGGAGGAUUGGUAGUUUUGUAGUGGGACAAAUGAUGUCAUAUAUUAUGAUAUAUCAUCCUUCCCUAAUAGGAGCAGCGCAGAUGUUGGCUUCGGAAAUAACCAUAACACACAGAAGCUGUGUUCUAAAUUCUCAAAAUCUCUUUAAAAAUCCACUAUUGACAUUUUGGACCAUAAACCGUUAGUGUCAGGAAAACAUUUCCACAAUAUCCAUCUUCUUUUCUGCAAUGCCUCUUGAAAAUAUUCAAACCCCUUGGACUGCAACAGCUACAAACUUUGAUGUAUUCAUUGGGACUUUCUGUGGUGAACCUUUACCAAGGUUUAAUGCUGAAGUGGGAGGAAGUUAAGGCCAAAUUUCUGAGGAUUUUUAUAACUCAGAUGAACUUUCUGUCCAUGAAGACCAAAGCUGAACAUUCCCACAGUAAAGCAUGGUGGUGGCUGCAUCAUGCAGUGGGGAUGCUUUUCUUCAACAGGGACCAGGAAGCUGAAGGACAAUGACAUCAAACACACAACCAGAGAUAUACUGGAAUGGUUCAGAUCACAACAUAUUCAGGUGCUGGAACGGUCCAGACAAAGAUCAGACCUGAACCCAAUUGAAGAGCUAUGGCAAGACUUGGUGGGAAAAAAAAUGAUAGUCACACUCUCUGUCCAAUCUGAAUGACCUUGAACUAUUUAGCAAGAGAGAAUGAGCAAAAAAUUCUGCCUGACGUGCAACGCAGACAACGAUCCACCAACAGGGACUUUAAGUUGUUGCAGGAACCGUGAAAACAAAACGCACAGCUGACAUUCAUAAACUGUAUUGAUUUGUUUGGUCUCUUUUAGCAUUUUAUCAUUUGGGUUGGUAUGUUUUAUCUAUUAAUGAUACAAUAAACUGCUGUCUUAUCUUCCUAAUCUACAUGUGAACCCCUCCUCAGGGACCUUUAUUCCAAAUGAUCUCAGAUAAAACUAGCUGUACGGUACUUCACCCUUGUUUACCUGUAAUCAAGACGCUUGAUUACAGGUCUUGAUGGCCCCCAUCUCCUUGCAAUAAAGUCUCCUCCCUCACAGGUCUGCGCCUGAUUGAUUGUUUUGCCCACAGAUGAUAAACUAUGGAAAAGAAGGCCUUGCUUACCUCCGGACAGCAGAGUACCGUCUUUCUUUCCGACAAAGAGGAGGUGUACAGGAUUCCUGCUCUGCACUAUGACCAAGACCAAAAGAUUCUGCUGGCCUUUGCAGAGAAGCGGAGAACUUCAAACGACGCCAGCGCAGAGGUGCUGGUCAUGAAAACGGGAGCGCUGGUCAAAGACGAAGCCACUCUUGAAAUAAGUGUUAAGUGGUCAGUGUCCAGAAACGUGGUGGAGAAGGUCCAUCUUGGUGGAUUUCGCCCCAUGAAUCCGUGCCCAGUCUACGAAAAGACAACCAAGACACUCUUUCUGUUUUUCAUCUGUGUCGAAGGCAACGUUUCAGAACCAUGGCAGAGGUUCUGGGGCGUCAACAAGGCCCGUCUCUGCUACAUGACGACCAGAGACGCCGGUGAGACCUGGAACUCGGUCACUGACUUGACAGUAAAUUUUCCUCAGACCAAACAGUGGGCAACGUUUGCCGUUGGUCCGGGUCACGGCCUCCAAACAGAAAGCGGUAGACUGAUCGUUCCGGCCUACGCUUAUGUCUCUCGCUUCCCCUCGUGCUUCUGCGUGUCGUGUUUUUUCGCCGUCUCGCGCGCGUUCUGCUUCUACAGUGACGACAACGGCGCCACGUGGCAGCUGGGCAACACGCUCGACGACAAAUCGGUCGAAUGCGAAAUGGCCGAGGUUUCGGACGGCAAAGGCACCAGGUACGUUUACUGCAAUGCCCGCAAUGAGGGAGGCUACCGAGUGGAGGCGGUCAGCGACAACGGGGGAGAGGAUUUCCUCACCCUCCCUCCUGCUGAGAAGCUCGCGGAAACAGGCGGAGGAUGUCAGGGGAGCGUGGUCUCCUUUCCAGCUCAACCUGGAGGGUCUGGUGCAAAUCAGGAGCCACGGUGGCUGCUUUACUCCCAUCCGACCAGUCAGUCCACAAGAGUGGACCUAGGGGUGUAUCUGAACAAAUCCCCGCUGGAUCCAAGUGCAUGGAGCAACCCCUGGAUCCUUAACGAGGGUCCCAGUGGUUACUCUGACCUGGCUUACCUUGAAGGCGGCUGGUUUGCAUGUCUGAUGGAGCGUGGAGAAUCGUCUGAAAUUGAACAGAUAGCAUGCAAUGUCUUCAGCUACAUUCAAGUAAAAAAAGGUAUUGAAAACUAAUGUUUUCAAUACCUCACUCCUUAAAGGGAUUAACAUAAGCCUAGCUACAACGUCAUUAAAUCAUUUGCUGAUGACAUGAAGAAAUACUCUGAUUACAUUACUCUGCUGGCAUUUUUAGAUGCUUUGCCAAUUAAUUGACGGAGGUGAAAAUCUCUUUCUUGUUUGAUAUUCAUCUGACAUUUUCUAUACUUCCAACUGAUUGUCAACUACAGGCAAAGACAGAUAAAUCAAUGUGUCAAUUACCAGUGAAAUAACUUGUUAUAAAACAACACAAGUAUUUUACUCAUUAUGUUUUAACCCUAAAAUCAAACCCGAUCUUUGCUCAGUGUAAGGAGUUUUCCUCCAGGGGCUUUUUGUUGACACACUGGGAUUUUAGUGAUCUCUUCAAAUUGAGAAGCUGUUUGUCUUGAUUCUUUGUCUACUGGAAAGAACCCACUGAUCCCAGGAAUAAUCCCGUUUCACUCUGGGUCCAUGUUGAACACGCAAAUUCUAAAGUCAAAAAUGAAUCAUUUCUGCCUUUAGAUGCUGGUGCAGACAGAUUAAUAUGCUAUAAUCCUAACAGACUAAAACAGAAAAAGAAAAAGAAAAAGUGACUGGACAGCAUCCCAUUACUUCAGAAACAUAACUCAUAGACACAAUGAGAUCUUUCGACUACAGCUCAACUAUUACUGAUAACUAUUCAGAAUCUCACUUAGGAAAAUAUGAGGUAACAGAUUUAAAUGGUGUUUUUCACAUGUAUUGUUUUACAUCAAUGAAUAGUGGGAGAAAAGGGUUAGAGGUGUGAUUAUGUUUCAAAUGUGUCGGGUUUCCUGGGGAUUUUUAGGUAUAUUUUUGGUCAUCUGUUGAACUUUUACCUUCGAUCAAACUUUGAUGUGAAAAUAAAUAUCCAAAUAUGAUGUAUUCGAGCAUUUAAGUGACAUUUAACUGAUGAAUAAAGUGUUAUUUUUCUUUCUA
Messenger RNA from Xiphophorus maculatus (southern platyfish), 6009 nucleotides. Its product is annotated as sialidase-3-like. Gene Ontology annotation, biological process: ganglioside catabolic process; oligosaccharide catabolic process. The record is from RefSeq and is a predicted model, not a curated record. Gene Ontology annotation, molecular function: exo-alpha-sialidase activity. The transcript is spliced from 3 exons. Lineage: Eukaryota; Metazoa; Chordata; Actinopteri; Cyprinodontiformes; Poeciliidae. Gene Ontology annotation, cellular component: lysosome; cytoplasm; membrane. The coding region runs from base 3886 to 5055 and encodes 389 amino acids.